Molecule: messenger RNA, 1956 nt
Organism: Peromyscus leucopus (white-footed mouse)
Lineage: Eukaryota; Metazoa; Chordata; Mammalia; Rodentia; Cricetidae
Gene: Fhit
Product: fragile histidine triad diadenosine triphosphatase
Exons: 9
Coding region: 1200-1652 (150 amino acids)
Biological process (GO): diadenosine triphosphate catabolic process; negative regulation of proteasomal ubiquitin-dependent protein catabolic process; intrinsic apoptotic signaling pathway by p53 class mediator
Cellular component (GO): cytoplasm; nucleus; plasma membrane
Molecular function (GO): bis(5'-adenosyl)-triphosphatase activity; ubiquitin protein ligase binding
Source: RefSeq, a predicted model, not a curated record
GCGCGGGCUGGGCUCCACGCGCGUCUGGUCAGUACCCCUGCGGCCGGCGGGGCGGGGACAGGCCAGCACCGCUCCUCUUAGGGGGAUCGUCUGUCAGGAGGACUCGCCUGGCCACUUGCUGAGACUUCUCCGGGAUGGGACUCAGGCGCCCCAGGUCUUGAGCACCUGUCGAAGCCUCAACCAGCCCCUGGGGGUAAACUGAGGCACGGGGUCGCGCCAGCGGGUCCUGGAGGUGUAGUUGGCUGUGACUACUUUUGGAUAGUUUGUCAGUUCCAUGGACAAGUGGCAGGAACCCUGGCCCAAACUGGUCUGUGUUAAACAGAUACCUAGUUCAGGAGUCCCCAAAGGUCUGAACAGGUGCCAGGGCAGCAGCAGAACAAGGCACACAGAGGACAACGUUUCGGGCAAGAAUUUGCAUUGGAUAAGUUUAAAACAUAAAGAAAAGCAAAACAAACUCACAUCAAUUCACUGUGGUGGGAGAACUCGUCACUAGUUGGACCUUAAGCCUUCGUGCAUUUUAAUUUUAGUUUCACACGCGGGGAUCUGGAAGCUGUAAACAUUUGUAGAAGGAAAGAGGCAGGUUGCUGGAACAGGAGCCCUUUGCCUCUGCCGCGUGACCCUGGACUACCAGCUCAGCGAUCCUCAAAUGGAUAAAAAUCGGCUCCCUGCCCUAGUGGCCCAGAGAAGCUGCCUAAAGCCGUAAUCGACAUUGAGGCCAGGCUCCCGAAAGUUUGUCAUGUGAAAACGGCUUAUUUUUGGUCUCUCAGGAAUGUGCUGAAAAUACCCCCUGGUUGCUUUGGGCAAACGUUAACUAGGAAUAGCCCUGGACUUCCAGGAGCAGUCCCACUCGGACCUGUACUUAAGCUGACAGCUCUUUUUUCUGGCUCCAUUUUAAGUCAAGACCUGGGUUGCGGAGGCUUCUGGGAUUUGUAGUCCCGCUCGUUGCACCCUACUGAACUACCAACUUCAGCUCCCACUGUGCCAUUUGGCCUGGCGAGAUGUCUUCUGGGAGUUGAAGUCUCACUUCCAGUACCCCCAGGAGCUUUGAAGCCCAGCAAAGAAGGGAAAUCCACCGAGAACAGUCUGUAAAGGUAGGUGUCCUGGGACAACUUGCUCGGUCACUCCUCUGCAAAAAUUCUUCGUCUUGCACUGACGACACCAAGGAGGCAGCACUCAUCUGAAAGAUUCACUGUGAGACCAUGUCAUUUAGAUUUGGCCAACAUCUCAUCAAACCCUCUGUGGUAUUUCUCAAAACUGAACUGUCCUUCGCCCUGGUCAAUAGGAAACCCGUUGUACCUGGCCAUGUCCUUGUGUGCCCUCUGAGGCCAGUGGAGCGCUUCCGUGACCUACGUCCUGAUGAAGUGGCCGAUUUGUUCCAAGUGACCCAGAGAGUAGGGACAGUGGUGGAGAAGCAUUUCCAGGGGACCUCCAUCACCUUCUCCAUGCAAGAUGGUCCUGAAGCUGGACAGACUGUGAAGCAUGUACAUGUCCACAUUCUUCCAAGGAAAGCAGGGGACUUCCGCAGGAAUGACAACAUCUAUGAUGAGCUCCAGAAACAUGACAAAGAGGAAGAGGACUCCCCAGCCUUUUGGAGAUCUGAGGAGGAGAUGGCCGCGGAAGCGGAGGCGCUGCGCGUCUACUUCCAGGCAUGAAAGUAACUCAAACAAAUCCUAAGGCAUACGGAAAUGGUCCUCGCUCUUCUAGACUCCACAGCAUUGGAAAUGAAGCUGAGCAGACUUUAUUACAUCCCACAAUUCUGCAGCUUUUUGCAAAGCAUUUUAUUGCACUAGUGGAAGCCACUAAGGUUAUGUUUCAAUCACAAUGACUGACAGGCUAACUUCACAAACAGUAGCAUAGACUGCCUGCCACAGUUUCUCAGUUAUGUACUUAGAAUAGGACCUUUUCCAAAACUGUCCCUUAGCCUGACUGAAAAUAAAGUGAUAGCUAAAAUAUUUA